UUCUAUUGUCAUCCAAUUUUAAUGGUCGUUAAUUUGGGUGAUUGGAUCUUUUAUUCCAAUAAUAUUGUAUUGUUUUAAUUAUAAUAUGAUAUAUUGAUAUCAAAUAUUAUCAUUUUAAAAUGUAGUUACGUGUUAUUUGUUAGUCGUUUAAAUCAUCUUAAAUACAUCCUUUUUAAUAAUAUUUACAUUAAUUAUAAAAAACAAAACCUUGAGUAUCAUUCAAUUUUGAAAUGGAUAACGACAUAACAUUUCCAAUGUUUGAUAUGCAGACAUUCUCAAAGGAAUCAUUUUCUGUCGAUGAAUUUUUAACAGAAAAUCGAAAUAAAAUGACAUUAGAAAACAUGCGAGUUGAAAUGGGAAUUUUUCUCAAAGACUUACGCAAUAAAAUGAUAAAUUCACUCAAUGAUGAUUGUGACAAAUAUUUCCAUUUAUCUAGGGGAUUAAUUGGUAUUGACCAGCAAUUAGCAACUUUAAAACCAGAAUUGAGUUUGUUAAGUAACUCUGUUAAUGAAGCCAAAAACAAUUUGGAAAAUACAUUAUGUUAUCUGGAUAAUGAAAUACAAUUAAAUAAAAAACUAUGUGAAGAUAAACAGGCAUUUCACGCUAUUGUAAAAGUUCAAAAAUCUUUAGACAAAUUAGAUGAAUUAUUAUCGGAUCAAAAUGAUUGUGAUAUAGUCAUCUUAACUCGAGCUGUGGCUGAAUAUAAUCAGCUUUUGUCAAGUAUGAAAAAAUGCAGUGAUAUUUUGAAAACAGUGCAUUUGACGAAACAAACAAUGCUAAAUGGUUUAUUAAUGAGUAAAUUGAAUGAAGCUUUUGUGUCUUCAGUGWCAACAAAUGCAAAUACAGUAAAAUGUUUUCUUGAACUUUAUUUAUCUUUGGGUAAAAUAACAUAUGCUGAAGAUGUGUGUAGGACUGAAGUUGUGACUCCAGCAAUGAAGUUAAUACUGAAUGAAAAUUAUUUACGGAGUUGUAAAGAUGGUUUAAAAGAAUUAUACGGUCAGUGCUAUAAAUUUCUUGAAGUAGAUUUKAAACAUUUACUUCAAGCUGCAGAAGAACAAAAUAAUGUAAGUAACAAGUUUUGCAAGUUCAAUUUUGUUUCAAAAAGCUUCUGGCCUGUAUUCUUUGAUCAAGUAAAAAAUAAUUUGCAUUGUAUCUAUAACUUCAGAGAACCUGAUGUUUUUAUAAAAAAUUAUAAAGUAACAUUUAAUGAAUUUAUGAAACAUUUGUUUGAAUUAUCUGCUUCACAACAUGAAAGUGAACCAUUGAACAAAGUUCAAAGUUGGAAUGAUUUUAAAAAAUGCUGGAAUUUGCCAAUUUAUUAUCAAUAUCGUUUGAUUGGUGAUAUGAGUUUACCAGAAGUAAAUGAAAUUGAAUUAAAGUUGGACAUUGCAAAACAGACAAUCCUUGUCGAUAAAGUAACAUAA
Messenger RNA from Diuraphis noxia (Russian wheat aphid), 1424 nucleotides. It is a transcript of the gene Cog2, whose product is annotated as conserved oligomeric Golgi complex subunit 2. Gene Ontology annotation, biological process: intra-Golgi vesicle-mediated transport; protein transport; Golgi organization. Gene Ontology annotation, cellular component: COG complex; membrane. NCBI's taxonomy places the organism in Eukaryota, Metazoa, Arthropoda, Insecta, Hemiptera, Aphididae. The record is from RefSeq and is a predicted model, not a curated record.